AUGUACACUAUUGAGCCACGCCUGAUAGCCUUGCUCAACGAUGAACCUUCCGAAGCAUAUACGGCGUCUCGCUCGCUGGAACUCCCUUCACUGAACCGUCCAAGUAUAUUUACAGCAGAUGGGCGGCCUCUAUUACUUGAGCCAGAUGCAGGGACUCCAAAUGGCAAGCCAGCACCAAAUUCGAAGGCACAGCUUGGUCCGCAACACGCAGCGACGGUGACACCUCCAAUCGACGACGGAGAGAAAGAACGCAGUGAGCAAAAGCAGCCAUCUGAAAAGGCUAUCACCGAUCGAGCUUUACGUAGCUCAUCACCCCAAUCCUUACGAAAGAUAUUGGAUGACGAUACAGGCGGCGCGGCCAGUAUACCAUCAAAGAAACGGCUCAUUGCGGAGAACAGCAAAGACGAUUUCGUCCAGCUUCCUCAACCGCUGAAGAAACACAAAGCUGCUAAACAGGUAGUGCCUCCAAUCAUUAUCGGCCUCUUCGAGCCUCCCCCGCAAGCAGCAUUGUUUCCUCCAAUAGCCUCAAGCUCCUUUCACGAUAGCCACGGCAGAAACAGCCUAAAUAUUGUCCCCACCAGCGUCCAAGAAGUCGAAGAACCCGCGAAAUGCACAUCGCCAAAAGCAAUCGAGAAAAAGAGUGUAGCCGCCAAGAGUAGCAAGACGAGGAAGGAUGUUCGGGUGAGGAAGAAAUGGACAGAAGAGGAGACAGAUAAUCUCUUAUUGGGAGUGUAUAAACACGGUGUAGGCAAUUGGAGCGAUAUUCUCGAAGACUCGGAUUUCUUGUUCAAUGGGCGAUCUGGAGCUGAUCUCAAGGACCGUUUCAGAACGUGCUGCCCUGCUGAAUUGCGCGAAAACGAUCGGAACGGUAAGGGAUUCAAACAAGCAGAAUCAAUUUCUAGCCAGAACACGCUACCAGGAAAGUCGAAAUCGAGUUUGAUGUCCGAGAAUAUUCUUAUUGAUGACGAUGACCCGCCAGCCAAUCCCAAUUCCGUCGAAGGGACCUUGAGCAAAGCUAAGAAAAGCCGCGCUCAUCGAAGAAAGAUGGCAGACCUUGCUCAACUGGGCAUUGCAGGACCUUUUCGCAAGUCUCGCCGCCGGGAAAGGAGACCUUUCACUGAGGAAGAAGACCGCGCAAUUCUGAAUGGGUAUAAUCUACUUGGACCUGCGUGGACACGAAUCCAGAGAGAUCCUAGGUUCCACCUCCAAACCAGACAGCCUACAGAUCUGAGAGACCGCUUUAGAAACAAGUACCCAGAGAAGUUCCGUAGCGAGGAUAAACUGGAUGCAUCUAGCAAAGAACACGUUGGUACUCAAUUCGAGCAGCAACCCCCCCACGUUCAGCCAAAAGCGAAAGAUAAAGAGACUUCGGGUCCGGAUCCAGUAGCGAACGGUGUGCAAUCGUCUCUAGCCCCUGUUCCGCCAUUAAAGACAUCGAGUGAACGUAGGAGAGACAGAACUGAAAAUGAGGAUGGAAGCCCAACAAAGCACGCGUCUUCCUCUCUUCAGUCGUUUUCCAGUCGUGAAGGUUUACGAAUUCAAGAAAUCAUCUCAACCGAGGACGACUCAUCAAAAGCCAUGCCGUUACAGCCCCAGAGCUCGCUGUACAACUUCAAAGACAGUUUCAACACCUUCUCAGACCCGCCUGCCAUGGAGUCCUCGGAAGGCCUGGCAUUCUCUCAAUCAUUCGAUUGGGGCGGGUCGAUGACAGCUCCUUUUACCAGUAAUAUGGGCGAGAUGGACAUAUCUCGUUUACUGCUAGACGAGACCUGGAUCGACAAUGCGAGCUCUGGGAAGGAGAAGCAAAGUCUUGCGGAGAUAAGCAGUAUUAUCAGCUCCGGAGCGGACCAUCCUAAUAUCCCAACCUUUGACAACAUGCUCGGGGAUGCAGAACGGAUUGAUGAUUUACAAGAGUCUCCAUUUGGAUGA
This is a messenger RNA of Lachnellula hyalina, 1929 nucleotides long. RefSeq names its product Telobox protein (gene teb1). The record is from RefSeq and is a predicted model, not a curated record. The transcript has a single exon. Lineage: Eukaryota; Fungi; Ascomycota; Leotiomycetes; Helotiales; Lachnaceae. Bases 1 to 1929 code for a protein of 642 amino acids.